Messenger RNA from Drosophila hydei, 3094 nucleotides. RefSeq lists its product as uncharacterized. Bases 399 to 2948 code for a protein of 849 amino acids. Gene Ontology annotation, molecular function: ligand-gated monoatomic ion channel activity. Gene Ontology annotation, cellular component: membrane. The transcript has 8 exons. NCBI's taxonomy places the organism in Eukaryota, Metazoa, Arthropoda, Insecta, Diptera, Drosophilidae. The record is from RefSeq and is a predicted model, not a curated record.
UGUCAAAAUUUUGUGACAUGGGCGCUUUGCCAAACCGAAUGAAUACCCAAAGGACAAAACACAAAAACACAAACACACACACAGAGAGAUUACAAUGGACAGCAUUUUCCAGUGAAGAGAUAUUCAUACGCAUUCCCCUUCCCUUUCACAUGCAUAUUUAUGGGUAAAUGCAAAUGUGGUCGUGGGGCAUGCCUUAUGAAUUAUGAAAGCUAAUUGAUGAAAAUUGAAUAAUAAUCGUGUCAAGCUGACAAGAAAAGUGAAAUUCCAAUAGCUGAUUUACGGCUACCAUCGGAAUUCGGUCAAUUCCACGCAAUAUCUGCGAUAUUUAUUCAUAAUUGAGCAGUUGCUGCAACUUCUUAUAAGACCGUUACACGGCAAUCAAAACGCCAUUUGAAAACAUGGCUGGCUGCCCAACAGUCUUGCUAUUAGUCAGCCUAGUGGCUGGCGUUCAGCUGGCUGAGUUAGAGCCAGCACAGAGCAUGGCGCUGCUGCAGAGCCGGCUGAUGUUGGAGUUUGUGGAGGUGCACAAACAAAUACCGAGGUUAACUUACUUCACCUGCCGCAAUCCCGCCAACAAUGACACGGGCACUGUGCGCGCCAGUCGCGCCAACCUGAACCAACUUUACGCGGCAUUCGAGGCCAAGAAUGCGCAGCUGAUUGGUAGCCUCUAUCAGGACAACGUGCAGCGCAGGCCCUUUGUGCGGAUUGUGAUGCUGGAUGUGCUGCGGCAGCCGAGAGGCAAGCCGGGCGGCAGGGGCGUAUCGCGUGGCUGGCCGGCAGGUGGAGGCGGUGGCAGACCUGGCACAGCUCUCGGCGCAGCUCCAAGCAGCGCCGAUUGGUUGGACAGCGCGCUGAGGGCGGAGGCGCUGAGGCAAGUCGUGGUCGUGGAUUUGGCAUGUGGCAUGCUAAGUCGUCGUUUCCUGGAGAUGGCUUCAGCCAAGAUGCUCUACAACGAUAAAUAUCACUGGCUAUUGAUUGAGGAUUAUGCGCUGCACGUAAGUGCGGGCGUGAUGAGGCCCCAACAGCAGCUGCAUCUGAUGGAUACGAACACAGACACAGACACAGACACGGAUACGGAUGAACUAGAGCCCAUUGAAAGCUUAAUGGAGACCCUGAACUUCUACAUGAACACCGAGCUAACCCUUGCUAAGCGUAUGCCCCAAGACGCCAGCUAUUCACUGUACGACAUCUGGAGCCCCGGUCGUACCUAUGGUGGACACGUCAACAUCACGGAAAUUGGCAGCUUCACUUUGACAGACGGACUGCAGCUGCAUAGCUGGUUUCGUACGACAUCGACGCUAUUGCGACGUCUCAAUAUGCAGCACGCCCAAGUGCGUUGCAUGGUUGUGGUGACCAACAAAAACAUGACGGGCACACUCCUCUACUAUCUAACGCACACGGUGUCGAGCCACAUCGAUACAAUGAACCGUUUCAAUUUCAAUCUGCUGAUGGCCGUCCGGGACAUGUUCAACUGGACGUUUGUCCUGUCACGCACCUCCACCUGGGGCUAUCUGAAGAAUGGCCGCUAUGAUGGCAUGAUUGGGGCGCUCAUACGCAACGAGACAGAUAUUGGCGGCGCGCCUAUUUUCUAUUGGCUGGAGCGUCACAAGUGGAUCGAUGCAGCUGGUCGUAGCUGGUCCAGUCGCCCGUGCUUUAUUUUCCGCCAUCCGCGAAAUACACAAAAGGAUCGCAUAGUGUUUCUGCAGCCAUUCACGAACGAUGUUUGGGUAUUGAUCUUGGUAUGUGGCGUUGUAACUGUGUUUUUACUUUGGCUGUUGACUACCAUUGAGUGGAAGCUGGUGCCGCAGCAGGGUGCCGCUCUAAUCAAGCCAAAGGGCGGCGUUCCACAGCAUCAUCACCAUCAUCAUCACCAUCAACAGCAGCAACAGCAAGAUGUCCCUACUGUUAGUGCUGUGACUUUAUCGGAUGAUGUCUCAGUGGCCUCAUUGCAGCUGCUGCCUGUGGUUGGCGGAUUUCGACAGCGCUGCUAUGCUAGAUUGAGCAACUACGUCACUAAGCGCCAGGCAUUGAGCAAGACUUCAACACGUGAGGGUCUUUUUCUGGAGUCAGUCUUGUUCUUUGUGGGCAUCAUUUGCCAACAGGGCUUGGGCUUCUCCACCAGCUUUACCUCUGGACGCACCAUUGUCAUAACCAGUCUGCUCUUCUCCUUCUGUAUCUAUCAGUUCUACUCGGCCAGUAUUGUGGGCACGCUGCUCAUGGAGAAGCCAAAGACCAUCAGGACUCUGAGCGAUUUGGUGCAGAGCUCGCUGCAAGUUGGUGUCGAGGACAUUGUGUACAAUCGAGAUUACUUCUUGAACACUAAAGACCCCGUUUCCAUGGAGCUUUAUGCCAAGAAAAUAACCAAGGUGCCAUCUAAUAGUGAGAACUCUGCGACUGCCGGUGGGGGGACUGGUGGCGAGGAGGAACCAGAGCCGCCGCCACCUGGUGCUGAUGCCAAAUCAUUUCGCGAUAUUGUGCACAGUCAUGAGGUUGGCGCACAUGCCAAGGAGAACACAGCUACUAAUUGGCUAGAUCCUGAUACGGGCUUACGCCGAGUCAAACUCGAACGCUUUGCCUUUCACGUGGAUGUUGCGGCCGCCUAUAAAAUUAUUGCCGAAACGUUCGACGAGCGUGAGAUUUGUGAUCUGACAGAGGUCAGCAUGUUUGCUCCGCAAAAGACGGUCAGCAUAACUCAAAAGAACUCGCCUAUGCGUAAGGUUAUAUCAUAUGGUUUGCGACGUGUGACGGAAACAGGCAUCUUUUCCUAUCAAUUCAAUAUCUGGCAUUCCAGAAAACCGCCCUGUGUUAAGAAAAUUGAAACAUCCGAUUUACACGUGGAUAUGGAUACUGUUAGCUCGGCUCUGAUGAUACUCGUCUUUAGCUAUGGCGUUGCUCUAUUGGUGCUGGGCAUUGAGAUACUUUAUGUGAAGUGGCAAAAUUGGGAUUGAAGCCAACCCAAUUGAGACGGAAAUUAACUUUAAACUUAAAGCAAACUCCUCUGAUUCUUACACUCCUAUAUAUAUAUAGAUGCUUAGUAUAUAUGUUCACUCUUUGCUUACGCUUUCGACGCACUUCCAUUUCAUUAGAUGCACCC